AUGCACACAUACACACAGAGAGAGCACAUAUACACACAGUACACAAGGAGACUAGGGUGAGGAGGAUGUGUGGGUGAGGGAAGCGGAGCAUGGGGAGGUGGAGGGGGUAGUUUGGACAAAAGUCUUAGCUGGGCUGAAAGAGCAGUGCACUGAGGGCAGAAGAGUCCUUUCAUGAGUGACUGCCCUUUUUGGAGGACGUGCCUUGCCUACUAACAAGCUCUACUGUAGCUGGCUAAUGACCUAGCUCCAAGCAGAGAUGCACAGCUAGGAUGACAUGGAGAUGGAGGAAUGAGUGUGAGAAUGUGAUUUGAAGGAGUCAGGCGCAGGAGGGUAACUCACUGAAUACAGAGUUUAUUCCGUAGGACACAGUUACACUGGAUAGCGUCAACAAAAUACAGGCACUCGGGGAACAAUAUCCCCGGAAAUACACCCCCCCCCGGACGCGCAGCUCCAGCAGCGCGCCGACCCCCGGCCUCGGGGACGGCCAGGAGGAUGCGGAGCAGGGCGAGCCGGAUGGCGACGGUGGAAACCCCGCAACAGGGAGGGAUCAAGGAUAUCUCUCACCGGAACCCAGCACCAUUCCUCCGGACCGUACCCCUCCCACUCCACGAGGUACUGAAGGCCCCCCACCCGACGCCUCGAAUCCAGGAAGGAACGGACAGAGUAUAUCGGGGCCCCCUCGACGUCCAGGGAGGCGGAGGGACCUCUCGCACCUCAGACUCCUGGAGCGGACCAGCCACCACCGGCCUGAGGAGAGACACAUGAAACCUACCCACAUCCUGAUUUACCCGUUCCACCUGCCCAUUAGACUCUGGGUGGAACCCAGAGGUCAGGCUGACCGAGACCCCCAGACGUUCCAUGAACGCCUUCCAGACCUUGGAUGUGAACUGGGGACCUCGGUCAGACACUAUAUCCUCUGGUACCCCGUAGUGCCGGAAGACGUGUGUAAACAGGGCCUCCGCAGUUUGCAGGGCCGUGCGGAGACCGAGCAGAGGAAGGAGGCGGCAGGCCUUUGAAAAGCGGUCCACAACGACCAGGAUGGUGGUGUUACCUUGGGAGAGGGGAAGAUCAGUCAGGAAAUCAACACUUAGAUGAGACCAUGGUCGUUGUGGAAUUGGUAAAGGUUGUAACUUACCCGCUGGGAGGUGCCUAGGUGCCUUACUCUGGGCGCACACUGAGCAGGAGGAGACAUAUACACCCUCACGUCCUUAGCCAAGAUAGGCCACCAGUACUUUCCAGUCAGGCAGCGCACUGUACGACCGAUACCUGGGUGACCAGAGGAGGGUGACGUGUGUGCCCAGUAGAUCAGACAAUCACGGAUAAGAGCAUGCACGUACCGCAGUCCAGCUGGACACAGGUGGAGAUGGAUCUGUGCGUAAUGCCUGCUCUAUAUCCGCGUCCAUCGCCCAUACUACCGGCGCCACAAUGCAGGAGCCGGGAGUAUGGGGGUGUUGUCUCUGGGCCUCUCCUCUGUGUCAUACAGCCGUGACAAUGCGUCUGCCUUCACGGUCUUUGUACCCGAGAUGUAUGACAGUGUAAAAUCGAACCGGGUGAAGAAUAGCUUAGUGGUUAAGAGCGUUGUGCCAGUAACCGAAAGGUCGCUGGUUCUAAUCCCCGAGCCGACUAGGUGAAAAACCUGUCGAUGUGCCCUUGAGCAAGGCACUUAACCCUAAUUGCUCCUGUAAGUCGCUCUGGAUAAGAGCGUCUGCUAAAUGACCUAUUUAUUUUAUUUAAUAGGGCCCUCCUGGUCUGGCGAGGAUUCAGCCUCCUUGCUGCCCGGAUGUACGCCAGGUUACGGUGUUCCGUCCAGACGAGGAAAGGGUGUUUCGCCCCCUCGAGCCAAUGCCUCCACACAGUCAAAGCUCAGACAACAGCCAACAGCUCCCGAUCACCAACGUCGUAGUUCUGCUCCGCCGGGCUGAGCUUCUUAGAGAAGAAGGCACAAGGGGUGGAGCUUGGGUGGUGUGCCCGAGCGUUGAGAUAGGACAGCGCCUAUCCCUACCUCGGACGCAUCCACCUCCACUACGAACGGUAGUGAUGGAUCGGGGUGGACCAGUACCGGGGCUGAGGUGAACAGACCCCUCAGUUUCCUGAAGGCCGGGUCAGCCUCAGCAGACCAGCGGAGCCGGGACGGCCCACCCUUCAACAGAGAUGUAGUGGGAGCUGCGACCUUGCCAAAGCCCCAGAUAAACCUCUGAUAGUAGUUGGCAAAGCCCAGAAAGCGCUGCACCUCCUUAACCGUGGUGGGAGUCGGCCAAUUACGCACGGCUGAAAUGCGAUCCCCCUCCAUCUCCACCCCUGAGGUGGUAAUGCGGUAUCCGAGGAAGGAGACGGACUGCUGGAAAAACAUACACUUCUCUGCCUUGGCAUAAAGGUAAUUUUCCAACAGUCGGGGCAGCACUUUGCGAACCAGGGACACAUGCUCGGCGCACAUUGCGGAAUACACCAGAAUGUCAUCGAUGUAGACCACUACACCGCGACCAAGCAUGUCCCGAAACACCUCGUUCACAAAGGACUGUAAGACGGAUGGAGCAUUCAUCAAACCGUAGGGCAUAACCAGGUAUUCAUAAUGCCCCGUGGUUGUGCUGAAUGCUGUCUUCCACUCAUCUCCCUCCCGAACACGCACCAGGUUGUACGCACUCCUGAGAUCUAAUUUGGCGAAGAAGCGCGCCCCAUGCAUUGACUCGAUCACUGACGGAAUGAGGGGGGGGGGGGAUAACUAAACCUGAUCGUCUCCUUGUUCAGUGGUCGAUAAUCAAUGCAAGGGCACAAACUGCCGUCUUUCUUCUUCACAAAGAAGAAACUCGAGGAGGCGGGUGAAGUGGAGGGACGUGUAUAUACCCCUGGCGCAGGGACUCGGUGACAUUUGUUUCCAUAGCCGCCGUUUCAGCCUGCGACGGGGUACACAUGACUCCUGGGAGGUACAGCAUCUACCCGGAGGUUUAUCGCGCAAUCCCCCGCCCAAUGAGGUGGUAACUUGGUAGCCUGCGUCUUUGAAAACGCAUGCACCAAAUUGAGGUAUUCGGGGGGGAACGCGCACGGUGGAGGUACUGUCUGGACUUUCCGUGGUUGCACCAACAGAAAGACCUAGACACCUACCCUGACACACUCGUGACCACCCCGUGAGAACCCCCCCAUGAGAAGGUGGGGUUGUGGAGUGCUAACCAAGGGAUACCUAAUACCACAGGGAAGCAGGGGACUCAAUAAUUUAAAAAAAAGUGAUCUGCUCUCCUGGGUAAUCAUGGUGACUGGUGCAGUAACUUCCUGAACAAACCCGGACCCUAAUGGUCGACAAUCAAGUGCUCUGAUGAAAUACCUAGACGGCGUGAGAAUGCCCUGUCCAUAAAGUUCUCAGCUGCACCUGAAUCGAGUAACGCCUUACAUUGGGGAACUACCAUGUGAUCUGGAAAGUAGAUGGGUAGGGUACAGUGCGCAGCAGAGGGCUCUGAACGAGUGUGGGUGUUCGAUACCUGGGGUGAUGCGAGUGCCCUGCCUGCCGCCUCCAGACCCAAAAGAGCGUUGACGACUCCGUGUGGUGUACUGUCGCUGUCGUCCUCCGCUCUCUCGGAUGGCGGCUCCACCCAGCUCCAUCAGCUCGGGGUGGGAACGAGCAGACCCCUUCCAGGACGUCCUCUGGCUGCCAGCAGGUUGUCCAAACGGAUGGCCAUGUCCGCCAGUUGCGUGAAAGACAACAUGGUGUCCCGGCAAGCUAGCUCCUGUCGGACGUCCUCCCACAGAUGGCACCGGAAAUGGUCCAUAAGAGCCCGCUCGUUCCACCCGGACCCCGCUGCCAGUCCGAAACUCCAAAGCGAAGUCCUGCGCGGUCCUCGUCCCCUGCCUCAGGUGGACCAGCCGCUCGCCAGCCUCUCGACCCUCGGGCUGGUGAUCGAAGAACGCCCGAAAGAGGCGAGCGAACUCCCUGUAGUUCUCCAACGCGGCUCCUCCUUCGUUCCACACCGCGUUGGCCCACUCCAGGGCUUUCCCCGACAGGCAGGAGACUAGGGCGGACACCCUCUCCCACUCCGAUGGGGCCGGCCUGAUGCUGGAGAAAUAGAGCUCCAGUUGGAGGAGGAAUCCUUGGCAGAGCGCCGCCGUCCCGUCAAACUCCCGUGGUCGGGAAAUCUGGAUCCCUCCGGGUGCUGGGGUGUGGGCGGCUGGAUCCGGUUGGCCAGCUGGUCUCGACAGAUUUGGGUACUCUCCUCUCCAGGCGUUGGACGACCUGAAGAACCCGAUCCAUCGCUUCUCCCAAGCUGGCCAGUAUCGUGGAAUGCUCCUGGACCCGUGCCACGACUCCAGGCGUGCGCUCCUCUCCCGCUGACUCCAUAGUGCGGGUGGGUGAUUCUGUGAGAAUGUGAUUUGAAGGAGUCAGGCGCAGGUGGGUAAAUCACAGAAUACAGAGUUUAUUCCGUAGGACACAGUUACGCUAGUAGCGUCAACAAAAUACGGGCACACAGGGAACAAUAUCCCUAGAAAGACAAGGUACGGGUAGCUCAACCGAGCUACACUCAACUCACAAAUAACAAUCACCCACAAGGACAAGGGGGGCAGAGGGAACACUUUUACAUGUACUAAUGAGGGGAUAUGAACCAGGUGUGUGUAAUUGACAAGACAAGACAAAUGGAAUGAUGAGAUAUGGAGCGGCAGUGGCUAGUAGGCCGGUGACGACGAACGCUGAAGCCUGCCCGAACAAGGAGGGAAGGCAGCUUCGGAGGAAGUCGUGACAAUGAGUGUGUGUUUUCAUGUAUCUGGAUGUGCUUUAGGGAAAAGUUUCAUGAGCAACUUUCCUUGGCAUAGGAGAACUACCCAUGGAGCUACACAGAGAGGCUUGUGUGUGCUUGUUUUUGUUUAUGCAGGGCUUGCAUCUGUGUGUGUGUGUGUGUGUGUGUGUGUGUGUUCUUGACUGCCUAAAAAUAUAGCAAUGCCAGAAUCACAGGGUGACAGCCGCAGGGCCAAAUCAUUUCCUGCCAGCAUUGCCCCAUUUAGAGAACCUUUCCUUGAUGAUAAUGAUGCUGUGUUAGUAUGAGAGCGAGAGGGAUGGAGAGACUGGGGUUAUAUGAAGAACACGUGUAUUCAGUUGAGUGUGUGUGCAGCAAUCUCUCUGACGCAAAACCUUUCUGACACAUGGGUUCACAGUGCCCAUCCUCGCAUCGCUCAUAGCAGUCCGGGUCAGACACACACACACAAACACAUCCUCACAUAUCUUACACAUGUUCACUCCCAUUGUGUAGCGGUAUCUAUGUACAAAAUGUAUUCUCUAUUUCCUGUAGUAUAGCACAAAGCAAAGAUCUUUUGACAAAGGACUUGGACAAUACAUUUGGCAUAAAAAAUGACUAGGCUAUUAAAAUGUUAGAUUCCUCGCUCUUAUCAGGCAGAGGCGAGCUGCGUCAGGGACAGAGGGAAGUGGUGUGGGUGGCUGGUGAAAAGAGGAUGACUCAACUGCCAACUAAUGCUGUGUCACUGGGGGAAAGUUUUUUAUGUGCAGUGUAUUAACAUUUUCUGUCUUUCUUCCUCCUUUCUCUCACCCUCUUUCUCUUCAUUCCCCUCACCAUUUUUCUCUUCCACCGUUCUUCCUCUCGCUCUCCCCCUCAGGGUGUGGAAUGCCCUGACAGAUAACUAUGGCAACGUGAUGCCAGUGGACUGGAAGACAUCUCACAUUCGCUCCCUGCAUCUCCCCACACUCAACCUCUGCAAGCAGGGGGUAAGACACACACCCACACCCAUAGGCAAACACUCACACACAUGGUCUGCACUGCCCCACUCUGUACACAUUCCCCCGCUCAGCACACCUGUUCGUUAGCUCAGCCAAGCUGACUCAUCUCUCUUUUUUCCUCUCUCUCCCAAUCUCUCUCUUUUUGUCCAUCUUCUCGCCCUCUUCUCUCUCUCUCUCCCUCUAUGUGAUGGACAGAAGCUGGACAACAUGCCUCUGGACCUGUCUGAUGAUGAGGAGCUGAGGGAACAGAUGGAUAUGCACUCCAUCAUUGUGUCCUGCAUCAAUGAUGAGCCGCUCUUCACUGCAGAGCAGGUACAAACACACACACACAUUUGACAGACAACGCACUCUCUUUCUAUCAUGUCUCAAAUUCACCACACACUACUACUUACAAAGCCACACUCUUAACACAAACUAUGCGUGUGUGUGUUGCAGGUGAUUGAGGAGAUUGAGGAGAUAAUGCAGGAGUCUCCAGACCCAGAGGAAGAUGAGAGCCCGUCCCAAACAGACCUGUCCAUGCUCUCCCAAGACCUCAGCAACCUCAAACGCUCCAGCUCCAACACCAGCUAUGAGGACCGUGAGUUAUUCCUAACUCUCAUCUAAAUCACUAACUGCUCAAGUAUAAACAGCUCCUUGCAGCUGUAUUACACAACCCCAUACAUAUACACUGAGUAUACCAAACUUUAGGAAGACCUUCCUAAUAUUGAGUUGUGCACCCCCCACCCCCACCCCCCUGUUCCAAAGGGAUGCUGGCCCAUGUUGACUCCUAUGCUUCCCACAGUUGUGUCAAGUUGGCUGGAUGUCUUUUGGGUGGUGGGCCAUUCUUGAUACACACGGGAAACUGUUGAACAAACCGGUGCACCUACUACCAUACCCCGUUCAAAGGCACUUAAAUAUUUUGUCUUGCCCAUUCACCCUCUGAAUGGCACACAUACACAAUCCAUGCCUCAAUUGUCUCAAGGCAUAAAAAUCCUUCUUUAACCUGUCUCCUACCCUUCAUCUACACUGAUUGAAGUGGAUUUAACAAGUGACAUCAAUAAGGGAUCAUAGCUUUCACCUGGAUUCACCUGGUCAGUCUAUGUCAUGGAAAUGUUAAUGUUUUAUAUACUCAGUGUAUAUACAACUGGACCGCAGAUACAGGCUCACAGUAGCAUUGUUACAUAAUAGACAUUAGAUACAACUGGACAGCAAUUACUGCAUACUUGUUAUGUAACUUUAAAUGCACAUCAUAUCAAGAUGUAAUGCAAACGUUUGGGACUGACCAUGUAAGUAUGUGAUGUGUUAUCCUGCCAUGUGUUAAUGGUAUUUGUCAAGCCCUAUAUAAGUAUGCGUUUAGUAUGUUUAUGUUCUAAUCCCUACCUCCCCCCAGGCUUGCGUCUUCUUUCGUUCUCAGAGCUGAGCGAGGCCUUGGAGGAGGUGGAGACUGCCAUCAGGCGCUACAGUGAGGAGCUGAUCCAGGCCCUUGCCCUGAGAGACGAGCUGGACUUUGAGAAGGAGGUGAAGAACAGCUUCAUCUCGCUGCUCAUCGACGUGCAGAAUCGGCAGAAGGAGCACCGCGAGCUGCUCCGCAAGAAGAAGAAGAUCAGGCCCACAGGCAGCGCUCAGAGGGCCGACAGGACACAUGUCCCUGGGACGGUGAGCGAGAUGGGGCACUGAUACACAGAUUCGUACACCUAGUAUUGUAUAAAUUUAAAUGCAUAUAAUACACGUUGUGAUGCACACAUACGCACAUAGAUAGAGGGGUCCGAAAUUAUUGACGCCCUUGAUAAAGAUGAGCGAUAAUGACUAUAUAAAGUAAAUAAUUCAAGUACUGACCUAAUUGUAUGCUCCAAAAAAUUGGGAAAUUAUAUUAUUUUAUACUAAUACAAUUGCUCAGAGAAAGAGAUUUUGUUUAACAAGUCAUAAUUUUUUAACUCAAAUGUAGUGGUCAAAAUUAUUGACCCCCCAUAUUAUUUGGUCCCAUAUUUCUAUCACACAAUGACUACAUCAAGCUUGUGACUACAAACUUGUUGGAUGCAUUUGCCGUUUUUAUUGAUUUGAUUUAUUUUCAGAUUAUUUUGUGCCCAAUAGAAAUGAAUGGUAAAUAAUGGAUUGUGUCAUUUUGGAAUCACUGUUAUUGUAAAUAAGAAUAUAAUAGGUUUCUAAAGACUUCUACAUUAAUGUGGAUGUUACCAUGAUUACGCAUAAUCCUGAAUUAAUCGUGAACAAUGAUGAGUGAGAAAGUUACAGAGGCAUAAAUAUCAUACCCCAAGACAUGCUAACCUCCUGUUAUUGGUAAUGGUGAGAGGUUAGCGUGUCUUGGGAGUAUGAUCUUUUGACCCUCUGCAACUUUCUCACUCACAAUAAUAAUUGGGCAUAAAAUAAUCUGGGGGAAAAACACCUAAACAAACUGCAAAUGCAUCCAAAAAGUUUGUAUAGUCAUAAGCUUGAUGUAGUCAUUGUGUGCUAGGAAUAUGGAACCAAAUACUAAACCUUUGACUACUUUAAUUAUUUCUGACACCACUGUAAGUGUAUUGUGCACACGGGUAGAUGCAUGCACUGGAAACAGAAGAAAUGCAUGAGAAACAUGCAUGCAUGGAAGUACUGUACUAACUUCUGCCACUCACCCUGUAGACCCUGUUGGGUCUCUCUCUCUCCUUACGCUUUAUUAUACAGUCCGCUAUUUACCUACUAUUUACAUGGUGGAAAAUGUAUUUAUUUACAUCAUUACAUUGUAAUUAUUGGGCUUUGUUGUAUGCCAUUUUGACAUGUCUUUGUAAAUACCAGCUGAAAUCAGGACUGUAAAAUAAAGCAUCCAGUAGGUCUGAAUUCACCCUGCCAUUGUUUUUGUCCAAUCUGAACUGUUGGACUUCUGUGUAGAUAAUUUGUCCUUUUUGGAACCAGAAACGAUGGAGGGUUGAAUCCAGUUCUAUACCCCUCUUCUUAUUCUCCUGCUCUGUAGAGCUCUCAUGUCUUUUUGGAGGGUUUCUCAUUCUUUCUCUAGUUUUAUCUCUCUUGCAUUCUCUCCCUCAUCUCCCUUCCUCUAGCUCUUCACUAUGGAAGGGCUGUCCACUGUCAUUCAGAACGGCCUCCGUCAAACUUUCGGCAUCACAGGAGGGGACAAACAGGUGCCCCUCUCUCUAGCUAUCCUCUCGUCUUUUUUUAAGUUUUUCUUAUACUUUUUUGGACAGUUAUUUUCUCUACAGCUUUUGCCGCUGCUGUGUUUUCCACGUGUCCUCUUUAUUUUACCAUCUUUCAUUUUCAUUUUUUCUAUCAGUUUUUUAACUCAAGCCCUCCUUUCUGCUCUCACUCAUCCUCUGGCUCAUUCUCUCUGUCCAUCAAACACAAAUUAAGCAGCUCUCCUUAUCAGCUUUCAUAUCCUUCUCUUUUUAUGACUUAUUAUUUUCCCCCAAUGCUUUUCCUGUCUUGUUGACUGAGCAUUUAGCCUUGAGAUUGUCUGUAACUUGAUGCUGAAUCAUCCAAUAGUGUGCACUCCUUAUUUCCUGCAAAUAAGCAUCCUCCUAUUACUAAUGCCCAACUGUCUCCCACCAAGCUAAAACCAACCAAUGGCCUUAACCCAAUCGCUCACCUACAGCCACACGCCAACCAAUCACAACUUACUUUCACUCAUUAUUGGCUCAGAGUCGACCAAUGACUUUCUCUCUCUCAAAUAAUCAGUUUCUUGAAUUCAACAAUUUAUACAAAUGGUGAUGGUAAGGUUUAGGGUUGUGACGGUCAUGGAAUUUGGGAUGACGGGAAUUGGCCAGCCAAAUGACGCGGUCUCUUUUAAUAACCGUUCGAAUAGUAAAACACUGCAAAGUAGUUAAAAUGCUGUUGGUUCCACUUUAAAGGAAAUAUUCACCCAUUUUGAAUGUUAUAUUGUAUUUCUGCAUCACUGGGCGAUGUUCUAUCGAUUCCCGGGGUCAUUUCAUGUUUUUAUGUGUAUCUGAUCUAUUUGUCGUUCAAGCAGGCAGAACUACAGCCUGUAUGACGAGUUUUGCAUCAUAUGCUAAAUUCUCAAUAACUUUCUAUUGUAUCAUGGUGCAGUUUUUCAUUUUCUUUCUGUUCUUCCAUCCUUUACAUUCCCUCUCUCCUGUGUCUUGUUCUCUCUCCUCUUGUUCUGUGGUUGUGACGUGUUUCUCGCUCUCAGUAUCUGACCACAGUUAUCCCAUAUGAGAAGAACGCUGGCUCCCCCUCUGUGGAAGACCUUCAGAUCCUCACCAAGAGUGAGUACUGACAUGUUCCUGUUGAUUACAACGGUUUAUUUCUUUUACAAACCACACUUUGUCUGUCAACUUGCAAUUCACCAUAGGCCGACUGAUGAAAGCUGUAAUGUGAAGACUGAAAUGUCAUAUUAUAACCAUGAUAUUAACUCAUCCCAAGUCUGUGUUUGUGUUUUUCUCACUCUUCUCUCCAUGCAGUUCUGCAUGCCAUGAGGGAGGACAGUGAGAAGGUACCCAGCCUCCUAACAGACUACAUUCUCAAAGGUACACCCUCCCUACCAGUUACAAAACUCUUACUCCCGUUAUUACCGCACAGGGUGUACAUUCUCAAAGGUACUCAAUUACUUUGAGAAAACAUUGCGCCCAUUCAAAACAGAGCUUUUGUCUAGAAUGACAGUCUCACUACGACCUAGUGCCUGAGAAAGAUACUGCAGGACACGAGGGUUCAGUUAGGAUACAUGUUAUUAGGAGGGUCUACUUCCAGUGUGUACUUUGUUCCCUGAAGGCCUGCAGGGUUGUUCUGAGCCUUUCAUCUUGACCUUUACCCUCCUUGUCUCUCGCCUCUGCUGCGCCGCUCUGUCGCUAGCUCUGGUAUGAGAGUGGUGGACGUGGAGGUUUGUGAGGCUCUCACACACACACAAUCACAUGCAUACAAGAAACGCGCACACACACGUAAUGUGUGGAGAGCCCGCUCUCACACACCUCCGAGACAGCCCCCUUCACUGGCUAUGUGCUGUAGUGUAGUGUGCCUUUGCUGUGCUUGUGAUUAUGGUGUACACUCACUUAACCACUAUCUUACACACACUCCCUCCUCCUACUCACUCACACACUCUUGCUCACCCCCCCCCCCAUCCUUUCUUAAUUGCUCUCCUCAAUGUGGUAGAUAAUUUUAGGUUGACAGCUGUUUUCUGGGUGUUCUUCUUGUCCCUGCAGUGCUGUGUCCCACAUAGAGCCAGUGGAGGAGCCACCAGUUCUACAACACUGAACACUCCAGGCAUAAGCACCUUUUUUAUUUUAUUUUAGGUACUCAGCUUACUGUCCCUGACCUCCAGGGGGCCCCCAUUGAUUUUGUUAGUCACUCUCACUCAGAUAUCAAUAACAUGGCAUAAGUCAUGGUAAAAUGUGUUGAAUUGUAGGAAAUUAACUUUAAAACUGCAGAGAUUUUUUUAUCCCAUGGUAAAAUGGGUAGAAAUGCUUGGAGGGCCCCCAACCAAAUCUCUCUUAGAGCCCCCAAAAGGCUAGAGCCUGCCUGCAAUCAGGAGAUGCAGAGUUCUAGAACAUACCAAUGGAAGGAGAGUCACCCACCCCACCCUCCUAAUAAUGUGGACUCUUCCUGAUGGAGUAUUUUAUUUCUCCACCACAACUUUUCCUGCGACCUUUGAGAUUCACAUUUUAAUGCCUGUUUUACAUUAUAAUUUUCUCACAUUUUACGUGUAAUCUUAAAUGUUUUUUAAUGUUGUAAUGCUAUAAUCUCACAUUAGUUUUAAUGUCUUCUCUGCAUGUUAGCAGUAUUACUCUUCAUUGUCUAAAGUGGCUUCCUAUACUCAUCUCCUAUCCUCCAUUUGCACUGAUGUGAAGGAACUGGAGACAGAAAACAAAUUCCUCUACCUUCACCUGCCUGCCUUUUCACAUCAGUAAAGAUUAGGGUGAGGAGACAAGGAGAAGAAGUCACUUGACAAUUGGGAUGCAGCUUUUCUCUGUUAAACUGGCCAAUGCCCUCUGUGUAUAUAUAGGAGGGAUGGGGAAAUAAGACUUCUUCAACCAGUCUAACUAGGGUGGGAUCAGUCAUGGUGUCCAAUGAGAGCUCUCCACUUUAUCAGAGAGCUCCUAUUGGUUCAGAGCAAUUAAUGAUUGACAGACCAUGGGGAUUAGUGGGGUUCAGAAGCCUUGUUUUCCCCAUCUCUUAGGUUUUACGUUUCAUAAACCCCCUGAAGGGUUGUGUAUGUCUUUGCAUGCUGCUACAUAGGAUUAGGGAGCUACAUCGGUCAAAUGUUAUGAAGCAUUAUUUUGUAUACUACAAUGUGAAAUUGCACAGAUCUAAAAUGUUUUUUUAAGUGAUGAACUUCUCGAAACAGGGAAAAAUAAUGACAGAAGUUAGUAAGGUAACUGAAAGAACAAACUUUUUUUUUUCUGUAUUUUUAGAGAGAUUUUCACUGCCAGUAGUGUGUGUGGCCACUUAUUAUGACAUCACCAUUGUUAUGUAAUCACUAGCCGUCAACCUCUGACCCCUCCUAGUGAUCACCCUGUAUACUUGCCUCAUACAUCCUCUGUAACGUACAGUAAGUUAAGGGUUAUUUGAGUAAUUUAAUGGAUACAGCAAUAAUAUUAGGACGUUAAAUUGCUAUGAGUUGAUCCUGCCAUGUUGUUUUUAGAACCAAUAACUCUUUGAUGUUGUGUAAAGGUUGGGGAUCUAGUGAUGACAUGUUAUCUUGUCUUGUCCAGUGGACGUAGCAACAGUAGUCUAUCACCAAAUCGUUGCAUGUACUUAUGUAGACAAUUUAAAGGAUGUACGGAGGUUUCUGUACAAAAGUAGGAGAGAUCCUUCAAACAUAAACAUUUCAAAAACCCAUUGUCUACAUCCACAACCACUAACCUUCAGCACUGUCUAUAAUAUCACCUGUGUACGCCACAAUCCUUUCAAAUCGUCAGCAGUAACUAAGCUCAGUGCACAAUAAUUACAAUAGCACACAAACCGAUCAGGCACGGUCUAUCACUACUCAGGUACACCCAGAGCGUUUGUUCUACAGCAGCCAGCCUGUCCACAGAAGUACAGCAAUAUGGAUCGUGUUAGGAUGAAGAGUGUAGAUGUUGUUACUCCAUGCUUGGGGAUAAUGUUGUAGCAUUAGCAAGCCCAUCAUCCUACAGCUUGAGUAGCCAUGUAGUAGUUUUUGUCUGUCCUAGGCCUGAGUAGUAGUAUACUAACAUCAGUGAUAAAGCUUCAGACAAGUAUAGGCUAGUACUUGAAGAUCUAGCUAAGUGGUCGUUGUAGCACCAGCUUGCAUUAACUCUGUAAUAAGGCAGCCUGACAGCUAUAGACAGCAACUAGAAAUCCCAGGUACUCGGCGGGCCGCUGUAAAUCGAUGGUAGUGCCAGUCCUCACUAUUAGAAGUCCAGGGUAGUUAGCGGGAAUCAUGGAGUCUAACGGAAGCUCUCUUUUCCCUGUAUGAAAGUGUAUGUUAUGAAGAGAUGUUGGGUUUUAGUUGAGGGUCUCAGAAGGCAUCUUUCUUUAUUAAGUGAAGCCAGCAAAGUUAGUAGACCUCUACGUACUGUACAGAAUCAUAUGUAACUAUCUUUCAACUGUAGCAAGCUUCAAAAGCAUUCAGAACCCCUAG
Coregonus sp. 'balchen' is the source of this 13244-nucleotide messenger RNA. The record is from the annotation of a GenBank genome assembly. NCBI's taxonomy places the organism in Eukaryota, Metazoa, Chordata, Actinopteri, Salmoniformes, Salmonidae.